Elephantulus edwardii (Cape elephant shrew) is the source of this 3522-nucleotide messenger RNA. It is a transcript of the gene ANKRD28, whose product is annotated as ankyrin repeat domain 28. The transcript is spliced from 28 exons. NCBI's taxonomy places the organism in Eukaryota, Metazoa, Chordata, Mammalia, Macroscelidea, Macroscelididae. Gene Ontology annotation, molecular function: protein binding. Bases 648 to 3347 code for a protein of 899 amino acids. The record is from RefSeq and is a predicted model, not a curated record.
UGUUAGUCAGCAGAGGCAGCAGCACACCACAUUUCCUUGCGGCUUUUAGUGGAAAAUGUUAAAAGCGCCCUCAUUUUUGAGUUCUAGAAUGUGUCGGUUUGAACUGGAUUAGUCACAGGGUUGGCACCGAGGGGUCUGAUUGAGAAGGCUGUCCAGCGCGCUGUUUUUUCUCCUGCUGGAGGAAGUCCCAUCCUGAGCGUGGCUCAGCUCUGCCAUCAUUGGUGCAAGCUAUAUUUAAUGGAGAUCCUGAUGAAGUCCGUGCACUAAUAUUUAAAAAAGAAGAUGUUAACUUUCAGGACAAUGAGAAGAGAACACCGUUGCACGCUGCUGCCUAUCUCGGAGAUGCGGAAAUCAUUGAACUGCUUAUUUUAUCUGGAGCUAGAGUUAAUGCCAAAGACAGCAAAUGGUUGACACCUUUACACAGAGCAGUUGCGUCUUGUAGUGAGGAAGCAGUUCAGAUACUUUUGAAGCAUUCGGCAGAUGUUAAUGCCCGAGACAAAAAUUGGCAAACCCCUUUGCACAUUGCUGCUGCCAAUAAAGCCGUCAAGUGCGCUGAAGCUUUGGUCCCUCUUCUGAGUAACGUCAACGUGUCUGACCGUGCGGGGAGAACUGCGUUACACCAUGCGGCUUUCAGCGGGCACGGCGAGAUGGUCCAGUUACUCUUGUCUAGAGGUGCCAAUAUUAAUGCUUUUGACAAGAAAGAUAGACGUGCUAUCCACUGGGCAGCUUACAUGGGUCACAUUGAAGUAGUGAAGUUACUCGUGGCGCAUGGAGCUGAAGUGGCAUGCAAGGACAAGAAGUCUUACACCCCCCUGCACGCGGCAGCCUCAAGCGGAAUGAUCAGCGUGGUCAAGUACCUUCUCGACCUGGGAGUCGAUAUGAAUGAACCCAAUGCCUAUGGAAACACACCACUCCACGUGGCCUGCUACAACGGGCAGGACGUGGUGGUGAACGAGCUCAUAGACUCUGGUGCGAAUGUCAAUCAGAAGAACGAGAAAGGAUUUACUCCUUUGCACUUUGCUGCUGCUUCAACACAUGGAGCUUUGUGUUUAGAGCUGCUGGUUGGUAAUGGGGCCGAUGUCAAUACGAAGAGCAAAGAUGGGAAAACCCCACUGCAUAUGACCGCCCUCCACGGUAGAUUCUCCAGAUCACAAACCAUCAUCCAGAGUGGAGCUGUAAUCGACUGUGAGGAUAAGAAUGGAAACACCCCUCUGCACAUAGCCGCUCGGUACGGCCAUGAGCUGCUCAUCAACACUCUCAUUACAAGUGGUGCUGACACUGCAAAGCGGGGUGUGCACGGGAUGUUCCCCCUCCAUCUCGCAGCCCUGAGUGGGUUUUCAGAUUGCUGCAGAAAACUUCUCUCUUCAGGAUUUGACGUAGAUUCCCCAGAUGACUUUGGCAGGACCUGUCUACACGCAGCGGCAGCUGGAGGAAAUUUGGAGUGCCUAAACCUUCUGCUGAAUACUGGUGCAGACUUCAACAAAAAGGACAAAUUUGGGAGAUCCCCACUGCACUACGCCGCUGCCAACUGCAAUUACCAGUGCCUGUUUGCGCUUGUGGGGUCCGGGGCAAGUGUGAACGACCUCGAUGAACGAGGCUGCACCCCUCUGCACUACGCAGCUACGUCAGACACAGACGGCAAGUGCCUGGAAUACUUACUAAGAAAUGAUGCAAAUCCAGGGAUCCGAGACAAGCAAGGAUACAACGCAGUUCACUAUUCUGCUGCCUAUGGUCACCGCCUGUGUCUUCAGCUGAUUGCAAGUGAAACUCCUUUAGAUGUUUUAAUGGAGACGUCGGGGACAGACAUGCUGAAUGACUCAGACAACCGAGCGACAAUAAGCCCUUUGCACUUGGCUGCUUACCACGGUCACCAUCAAGCACUGGAAGUGUUGGUGCAGUCCCUGUUAGAUCUCGACGUGCGAAACAACAGUGGGAGAACACCAUUGGAUCUGGCUGCAUUCAAGGGCCACGUUGAAUGUGUGGAUGUCCUCAUUAACCAGGGAGCCUCAAUCUUAGUGAAAGAUUACAUUUUAAAGAGAACACCCAUCCAUGCUGCAGCAACCAAUGGCCAUUCAGAAUGUUUACGGCUCUUAGUAGGAAAUGCAGAGCCACAGAAUGCAGUAGACAUUCAAGAUGGAAAUGGACAGACUCCUCUGAUGCUGUCUGUUCUCAAUGGGCACACAGACUGUGUUUACUCCCUGCUCAACAAAGGAGCCAACGUAGAUGCCAAAGAUAAGUGGGGGAGGACAGCGCUGCAUCGAGGGGCAGUUACUGGCCACGAGGAGUGUGUGGAUGCGUUGCUUCAGCACGGUGCUAAGUGUUUACUUCGAGACAGCAGAGGCCGAACGCCGAUCCACUUGUCAGCCGCCUGUGGACACAUUGGAGUUCUCGGAGCGCUCCUGCAGUCGGCGGCAGCCAUGGAUGCAGACCCGGCCACAGCGGACAGUCAUGGCUACACAGCGCUGCACUGGGCGUGCUACAACGGUCAUGAGACGUGUGUGGAACUUCUGCUGGAGCAGGAAGUCUUUCAGAAGAUGGAAGGAAACGCUUUCAAUGCGUUACAUUGUGCUGUGAUAAAUGACAACGAGGGUGCUGCUGAGAUGUUGAUAGAUACGUUAGGUGCCAGCAUUGUCAACACCACAGACGCGAAAGGAAGGACCCCUCUGCACGCAGCCGCCUUCACAGACCACGUGGAAUGUUUACAACUGCUGCUCAGCCAUAACGCUCAGGUCAACUCUGCCGACUCCUCUGGGAAGACGCCCUUGAUGAUGGCUGCAGAGAACGGACAGACAAACACCGUUGAGAUGCUGGUGAGCAGCGCGAGUGCAGAUCUGACUCUACAGGACAGCAGUAAGAACACCGCCCUCCACUUAGCUUGCAGCAAGGGUCACGAAACUAGUGCCUUGUUAAUACUGGAGAAGAUAACAGACCGGAACCUCAUCAAUGCCGCCAACGCCGCCUUGCAAACCCCUCUGCAUGUCGCCGCCCGUAAUGGGCUGACCACGGUGGUGCAGGAGCUUCUGGGGAAAGGAGCGAGUGUGCUGGCCGUCGAUGAGAAUGGCUACACCCCAGCCUUGGCCUGUGCUCCCAACAAGGACGUGGCCGACUGUCUGGCCCUCAUUUUGGCCACCAUGAUGCCUGUCUCAUCCAGCAGCCCCUUAUCGUCCCUGACAUUCAACUCCAUUAACCGCUACACCAACACCUCAAAGACAGUCAGCUUCGAAGCGCUGCCCCUCGUGAGGAGCGAGCCGAGUUCCUGUUGCACUUUCAACAACAUUGGUGGCGAGCAGGACUACCUGUACACGGACGUGGACGAGCUCAACGACUCGGACUCCGAGACCUACUGAGGCCGCGGCGGCUGACGACGUGCAGACCGCGCGCUCACAGGAGCUCCAGACUGCGCUGUCUCUGCGAACGGGGCGCUUUGUCAUUCACAGAUUCUCCCCACGGCAGGAUCGCAGCGUGAACAAAUGUAGGAGACGUAAGGACAUUAGGAAGGAAGAGGAAUUGUAAAGGCACGUU